UAAAUAGGUUUUUUGAAAAGAUCUGUAUAAGAUUAAUUGCCGGUGAAGUGAGCAAAAUUUCGAACUAAAAUAUGUAGUUUAUGCUUCAUAAAUAAAUACAAAAAAGAAGAAAAUAAAAGAAGAAAAAUAUUACUGAAAGGUAAAUUCAUCUAAAAAUUCAUCAUUAAAAUAAUGAUGUUUUUUGCAUUGUUGUUAGCUUUCACUAGCUGGGAUUUUACAGCAGCGACAGGUAACUGCUCCGUAAAAUUUGAACAAUGUCCCCAAACGAUGAAAGUGAAUUGGUGGAAUAUUCCACCAUAUGCCUACAAGAAGAAACCCGUUGACAUCAAAGUUACUGGCAUUUUUAAAACGAUUGUUGAGAAACUUGUGAGGGACUGCUGUGGCUCGUGUGUUGAAUUUGAUUACAACACAGAAGCAGCAAGUAAUUCAGAAAUCCUGAAAUCUCAAAUUGGUGAAAAUCAAUCAGUUCUGGCUUUCCCAAUCUAUGGUUCUAUGACAAAUGUGAAGUUUCAAAACCAGCCAUACUUCCCAGUGGUUGAGUCACCAGGCGUCAUUUAUAUUCAAGGCACAGCCGACUCAAGUAAUGCUGCCACUGCGGUCAUGGAAGCUGUGUUACAGGGCUGGCCUGUUCUUGUUCUCACUUUGAUUAUGGCUGCCUUGUCUGGUAUUGUCAUGUGGGCACUGGACUCCUACUGGAACCCAGAUCAAUUUCCUAGCUCAUUCUUUCAUGGAGCUUGGGAAGGAUUUUGGUGGGCUUUUGUUUCCAUGACAACUGUUGGUUAUGGAGAUCGUGCUCCGAAAUCUUUCAUUGCAAGAAUUUUCGCAUUCUUCUGGGUUUUGGUUGGGUUGGUAAUUAUCUCCAUUUUUACUGCUACUGUGACUACGUCACUCACUGCUUUAUCGCUCAGCAAUGACAUUACGUUGUACGGUAGCACAAUUGUUGCAUUGGAAAACACAGAGGAACAAAGAUACGGUGUCCGGAAUAAUGCCCAAGUUAAAGUAAGAAAAACUGUCAAAGAUUUUGCAGACGCUAUUAUCAAUGACGCGGAAAUUACUGGUGGAUUGAUUGAUAGUUACGUAGCUGGUUACGAAAAAGAGCAGUUGUCUGAAGACAAAGGUUUGAGAGUGGGUACAGUUUUCGACCAUCAAUUUGCUUAUGGCUUUGUGAUUAGCAACAAGUUAGCAGAAAAUGCUGAUAUUGAGAGAUGUUUAAGAAGACAAUUGAGCACACUUGAAAGUUGGAUCACAGAUCAAAUUCAAAGUCAAAUGACAGCAUUACCAGAACCAGAAAAGAGUGCCGCUGAAGAAAAAUCUUCCAACUUAUUUGAUCCAAAGAGUGAAGUGUUUCAGAAUGCCGUCUUUACAUGUUUGGGUUUGAUUGGCUUUCUUACUGUCUGUGGCAUUUUAUGGGAAUAUGUCUACUGGCGACCAAAACAAAAAAGAGAACAGCCAGAGAAAGCUGACCCAGGCCGUGUUGUUACACCCCAUACGUCUUUUGAAGAGCUUGUGGCAGCACAAUGUCAAGAGCUAGAAGAUGCUAUGAUCACAGAAGUCAUGGCCUUCUACAAAGCUUUUAACCGCAAGCUAGAAGACAUCCGUAAAAGACAUUUACGCGAUGAUAAAUUGGGUAUUGAUAAAAAGGACCCAGAAAUUCUAGAUUUAAGAGAUCCGGAAACAAUGAAGAUGUAAAACGCACUUUGUUUACAAUUUUUUUUCCUAAAAGACAUUUUAUCUAGACGAGAUGUACAAUUCUAUGUACGUGGACCGUAGGGAUGAGGAUCUAUUUCCAUUCCUAAACCAACAGAUCUGAACCAUUGCGUUUUUUUCUUUUCACCUCAUGAUUUUGUUAAUGUUUUUUUCUUUUUAUUUAAGAAUGCAUAUUUCUGAAUUGUGUUAUUAACGAUGUAAAUAGGUGGCACGAUUUGUUGUACGAACAUUUCAUGUUGCAUGUCCAUAUUAUAUAAUAUUUAAUUCACGAGAGGUUAUUAUGAUGCAAUUAGCUGCAAUUUUGUACAUGAAAAAAAAUUAUUAAAAAAAUGCACUUCCACUGA
This is a messenger RNA of Hydractinia symbiolongicarpus, 2051 nucleotides long. RefSeq lists its product as uncharacterized. NCBI's taxonomy places the organism in Eukaryota, Metazoa, Cnidaria, Hydrozoa, Anthoathecata, Hydractiniidae. The record is from RefSeq and is a predicted model, not a curated record. Gene Ontology annotation, molecular function: ligand-gated monoatomic ion channel activity; delayed rectifier potassium channel activity. The transcript is spliced from 8 exons. The coding region runs from base 172 to 1689 and encodes 505 amino acids. Gene Ontology annotation, cellular component: membrane; voltage-gated potassium channel complex. Gene Ontology annotation, biological process: potassium ion transmembrane transport.